Molecule: messenger RNA, 477 nt
Organism: Penicillium samsonianum
Lineage: Eukaryota; Fungi; Ascomycota; Eurotiomycetes; Eurotiales; Aspergillaceae
Product: cytochrome P450
Exons: 2
Coding region: 1-477 (158 amino acids)
Molecular function (GO): monooxygenase activity; heme binding; iron ion binding
Source: RefSeq, a predicted model, not a curated record
AUGGAGCAGAACACGCCGGAGGCGAGAGUAUCGGAGGCAGGGCUGUGGGAUAAUAUGCCCCUUUUGAUGCUCGCUCGGAUAGACGAAGUCCGCUCGACGUUUCAGAAUAGAUCAGAGAUCGAUCAGACAAUGAUGAAAGAAAUGAGGGUGCUCAACGCUUGUAUCAUUAAGGCAAUGCGGAUCUAUCCGCCGGCACCGAAUGGGAUGCGCCGUAUAGUACCCAAGGAUGGUGCCACAAUUUCUGGUCGAUGGGUUCCGAGUGGAACUCGAGUGUAUACCUCUCAGCUGGCUGCCUUCCGGUCCUCUGCAAACUUCCAUGACCCACACUCAUUCCUCCCACAACGGUGGUAUACAGAGACGGAAGACAAGUUCUCCACAGAUGACAAGGGAGCAUAUAAACCGUUUUCCGUCGGUACCAGAGAUUGUAUCGGAAAACAGUUAAGUCCGUCAUAUUUUCUGAACCGUGAGAGUCGAUGA